CGCACCAAUAGGCGAGUCGUGCGCGCUCCAAAGUGCUGACGCAAUACCGGAUGCGGAACUAAAUUUUCCGCAUAAACAACAACAUAGGGGGAGUAAGAUGGUGUACGUGUCCAACGGUCAAGUCCUGGACAGUAGUACACGGUCGCCAUGGAGACUGUCUUUCCUUAGCGAGCUCUUUUGGGGUGUAGUAGAGUUCAUCUGCCUGUUCUUUCAGACCCUCGUCCAGCCAGAUCUGUCAAAAGAUGGGAAUCAAAGUUCAAUAUCACGCUACAGUGAUGGAAGAGGUCCUCCAGGUUUUCCUGGGCGGAGGCGUAUGGGCAGGAUAAACCACGGUGGAGGCCCAAGUCCUCCUCCAAUGGGUGGUGGAUGAGGAAGGUAA
Molecule: messenger RNA, 379 nt
Organism: Hemibagrus wyckioides
Lineage: Eukaryota; Metazoa; Chordata; Actinopteri; Siluriformes; Bagridae
Gene: selenok
Product: selenoprotein K
Exons: 4
Biological process (GO): calcium ion transport; endoplasmic reticulum calcium ion homeostasis
Cellular component (GO): Golgi apparatus; endoplasmic reticulum membrane
Source: RefSeq, a predicted model, not a curated record